Molecule: messenger RNA, 3882 nt
Organism: Plectropomus leopardus (leopard coralgrouper)
Lineage: Eukaryota; Metazoa; Chordata; Actinopteri; Perciformes; Serranidae
Source: RefSeq, a predicted model, not a curated record
UACACAGAUGCCUAGAGUCGCUUUCGGCACGCCAUUGUGGAGAAAUAGUUACUUUCACAUUGCUAAAUCCUCACUGUGAGCUUGCCUGCGUAGUUCAAUUAUUGCGAGUAAAAUAACUAUAGAAGAAACUGUUUCACAAUGGCUACAGACUCCUGGGCACAGGCGGUGGACGAGCAAGAAGCAGCGGCGGAAUCGAUCGGUACUCUCCAAAUAAAAGACAAACCAGAGGAAAAUGGUAAGUAUGUGCAUGCAAGUUGUUGUAGUCAGAAAACCAGUAAUCCCAAAAUUGUCUUGAAUGUAAAUAUUAGUAUCUUUAUUAUUUAUUUUUAUUUUAUUUUUUAUACAAUUGCAGGCACGGCUGCAAAUGCAACAGAGUCCAGUAGUGCAGCUGCAAAGUCAGAAGCUGAGGGAGACAACAAGAGUACAGAUGACGAUGAGAAAGAGGACAAAGCGGCACAGUCGUUAUUAAACAAGCUGAUACGGAAUAAUCUUGUCAAUAACACAAAUCAAGUGGAAGUCCUUCAGAAGGAUCCCAACUCUCCGCUCUACUCUGUCAAGUCUUUUGAGGAGUUGCGACUUAAACCACAGCUCCUUCAGGGCGUUUACGGGAUGGGUUUCAACCGGCCAUCCAAAAUUCAGGAGACUGCCUUACCCAUGAUGCUGGCCGAACCUCCACAGAAUUUGAUUGCCCAGUCACAGUCAGGAACAGGGAAAACAGCUGCCUUUGUCCUGGCCAUGCUCAGUCAUGUAGAUCCCAACCACAAAUAUCCCCAGUGCCUGUGUGUGUCACCCACUUAUGAACUGGCACUUCAGACUGGCAAGGUAAUCGAGCAGAUGGGCAAACACUAUUCUGAGGUCAGAUUAGUCUACGCCAUCAGAGGAAAUAAAGUGGAACGGGGCACAAAGCUGCAGGAGCAGAUCGUUAUUGGCACACCUGGUACCAUGCUGGACUGGUGUGGUAAGUUAAAGUUCAUAGACCCCAAGAAGAUCAAGGUGUUUGUGCUGGACGAGGCCGAUGUCAUGAUCGCCACACAAGGUCACCAGGACCAGAGCAUCCGCAUCCAGAGGAUGUUGCCUAAAAACUGCCAGAUGUUGCUGUUCUCAGCCACGUUUGAAGAGUCAGUGUGGAACUUCGCCCAGCGCAUCGUGCCUGACCCCAACAUCAUCAAGUUGAAGAGAGAGGAGGAGACGCUGGAUACCAUCAAACAGUACUAUGUGUUGUGUAACAGCAGGGAGGAGAAGUUUCAAGCCCUCUGUAACAUCUACGGAGCCAUCACCAUCGCCCAGGCCAUGAUCUUCUGCCAUACAAGGAAGACUGCAGGCUGGCUCGCAGGGGAGCUGUCCAGAGAAGGCCACCAGGUGGCGCUGCUCAGUGGGGAGAUGCAGGUGGAGCAGAGAGCUGCUGUCAUCGACCGCUUCAGAGAUGGCAAGGAGAAGGUUCUGGUCACCACAAAUGUUUGUGCCAGAGGUAUCGAUGUCGAGCAGGUCUCUGUGGUGAUCAACUUUGACUUGCCAGUAGACAAGGAUGGUAACCCAGACAACGAGACGUACUUGCACAGGAUUGGCCGCACAGGUCGAUUUGGCAAGAGGGGACUGGCUAUCAACAUGGUGGACAGCAAGAUGAGCAUGAACAUCCUCAACAGGAUCCAGGAGCACUUCAGUAAGAAAAUUGAAAAACUAGACACUGAUGAUCUGGAUGAAAUUGAGAAAAUCGCCGGCUAAAAAGAAUGGUGUUUAUCGCAUGAAGGACGCCAACCAACAACCCCCCCCCCCCCCACCCCCUCUUGGCUCUCAAAGGACUGUACGCUCCUACAGUGUUUUAUGCUUUUAUUUUUUUAGCCGUCGGAGAAAAGAGAAAAAAACACACAAAUACAGCAUAUGUUUACAUGUGGAUAUGUCUCCUUUCAGACAAGUGUUUUGUAAGUCUCUGGUACAUACCCCAUUUCACUCUUUGUACUUCUUUAAAUAAAGUCUAUGAGUUUAUCGCUGUGUAUUGUGAUGCUGCAAAAGCGGCCGUAGCCGACUCUGUUUUACUGAAUACACUUGGAGCUAAAAAAAAACACUUUUUGGUGUUGGCUGUAGUGGUGGCAUGAUACAAGCUAUCUGUAAAGAGAUUCACAAAAAACCCUAAUGGAAAAAUAACCAUUUUAUGUGCCACAAAGUUUUUAAUUUUAAGAGGAACAAAGUAUAAUCGAAUGUAACUGUAUCAUGUUGCCUAUUACAGCGUUUAUUGUGACUACCAAACCUCAGUACAAAGGGUGAAGUUGGGUAUGCUGCUCUGAGCGGUAGUUUAAAUCACGACGAUUGUUAUUGGGAUGGUGAUGGUUGGGUUUCAAGGGUCUAUGCAAACUUAUCAACCUGUGAUAGCUAUUCUCAAAUACUAUCAACCUGUAUUCACGACAGAAAUUAAUCCUGAAUUAACCUCAGCUUUAGCAUCAGGGUGUGUAGUCAAAUGCCAAAAAACGGCUGUCUAGAGUGAUAAUACACUACUAACUCCAAGUCAUGAACAUUAAAAUAUCUCUGUUUAGCCAGUAAUCCAUCAUCAGCCAACCACACAUCUCGCAUGCAUGUUAUUUAUAUCAUUUUAACAAAGUUUAUGGCUGUUAUCAGGUCAGGCUCUGCGCCACAGCUGAGCAUUAAUCAUUAGUCCUCUUUUUUCCUUCAUCUGUCUUAUAAAACUUCAUUUCAAUUCAAAAUGUGGCCAUUAAGGUCCUAUGUGAUCCGUUUCCCUUUGUGUCUCACUGUCCCACACAAUCUUUUCAAUCAGGGUCUCCAGUUUGACUUGAGCUCAGCUACAUUCUUCACCCAGACUGUGCUGUUAUUAAGGAUUGUGACUUUAAAAGAAAAAAAAAACUUAACGCAAUGCCUUCCUCAAGUGCAUUAUACUAUAUACAUAUGAUUUUGUUUCUAAGACAUUGGGCUUAAUAUUCUGGCUAACACUUGAAAUUUUGAUUAUAUAUUGAAUUAUGAGCGUCUUUAGGAUGUGUGAAUUAUCUUGAAACCAAAUGCUGAAUUGACUUGAGGACCUAUGCCAAUCAGAUUCACUGUGUUGCUCCAACAUGGUCACAUGGAUAGAAAACAUGUACUUGUGUACAUAUUUAAACAAUUUUUAGGUUAAAGUAAUAGUGUGACUGAAUUAUUGAUAGUCACUUCUAAGAAGUGCAAAUAAAAAAACAUUCCUCAUGAGGUUCAAUUUUGACAGACGCAGCACUUCGAAUACGAAAUCCGUUAACCUUUCAUCAGUGGAUAACUGUGUAAAAUUAUGGAAACGGUGUGACAUCUGGUGUAUUCGAUCAACGCGCUGGAACAUUAAGGGCAGUGAUUGGUCAGUCUGAACCUUGUACAAACCUCAUCUGGCUCCCAUCAGCACCAAGAAAUCUGCUGGUGGUAGUACAGUUUUUAAAAGGACUGUUUACGGACAAUUAGCCAAACUAGAAGCAAGUGAGAGUGUGCUGAAAAUCCACGAGAAUGCUCAGUGAAGACUUUCGGGUAAAAUAAACAAACAAUGUAUGCAGUUAUAUUUGGACAUUUGGAUGUAUACAUUAUCAGUGAGAGUGUGUGCACUUUGUUGAUCCAUAAUGUAAUACCACUGUACGAGAGCCAUGGACACACAAAGCAGUUUGGGCAAUAUAACUUAACACUCUUCUCCACAUGUUGUAUACCGUGUUUGAUAAUUGUCAGAAGAACCUACCAAAACCCAGUUCAUACGUAUACAUAGGAGUAAUACUGCCUGACUCGGCUUAAAGCCAGUUUGUUGUAAACUGAAGGUCAUGUGUAGACAACAAUAGGUUCAAGGUGUGUGGUAUUCUGUAGCUGAGCUGCGUUCAUGGACACAGUUAUGUAUUAAUAUGUUGAAUUAAAAGAACAUGUAGAUGUUCAUCA